Messenger RNA from Juglans microcarpa x Juglans regia, 2060 nucleotides. RefSeq lists its product as uncharacterized. The transcript has 2 exons. The coding region runs from base 227 to 817 and encodes 196 amino acids. The record is from RefSeq and is a predicted model, not a curated record. Lineage: Eukaryota; Viridiplantae; Streptophyta; Magnoliopsida; Fagales; Juglandaceae.
AUAUGUUACCGGUGAGACAAAAAGACAACCUCAACCGAUGCUUCCUCCCUAAAAAAAUGGAAGUCAGAAAAUUCAAUGGUGAUUGCUUGGCUUGUAAAUCCCAUGAAGCCCUCCAUCGGCAAGACCUAUCUAUUCUUGCCAUUAGCAAAAGAUGUUUGUGAAGCUGUCCGUGAAACAUAUUAUGAUAUUGAAACUCCUCUCAAAUAUUUGAGAUUAAGACUCGGCUAUGGCAGAUGAAGUAAGGGGAGAGAGAGGUCACGAUUACAUGGAGAAGACAACCCUUUGGCAAGAACUCGAUCUGAGUUUCGAAGAAGAAUGGAAGUGCACUGGCGAUAGUGUGCGAUACAAGAAGCGACUCGAAAAUGAAAGAGUUUUUGAAUUUCUUGUAGGUCUUAACCAAGACCUGGAUGAUGUUCGCGGAAGAAUUCUUGGCCGACGUCCCCUGCCUUCAACACGCGAAGUCUUCUCAGAGGUGAGGCAAGAAGAAAAUAGGCGUAAGGUAAUGCUGAAGGAGAUUUUCUCUACUGGACAUAUUGGACCUGAAAUGUCUGCCUUGGUGUCUUGGGGCACUCUUUCUAGAUCAGGUUCAAGACAAGACACGGGAAAUCAUCUGACUGGAAACCAAGUCAGAACAACCGAAACUGUGGUUACCAAGUUGCUGUUGAUCAUCAAAUCGAGCAACCUCAAGGAGAAAAGAGCCAAAAUCCCACUCCAACCAGUGCGUUUAACGCUGAACAGUUGGAGCAACUUUAUAAAAUAUUUUCUACCCUUCAUGCAUUGGGUCAGUCCUCCACAAGUGCCUCUUCUGGUUCUUUAGCACAUAGAGGUAAUUUUUUGAAAUCCUUAAGUAUCAUCUCUUAGCACAAAACUCCUUGGAUUAUUGAUUCUGGUGUCUCUGAUCAUAUGACUGAUUCUUAUCAUCUUUUCUCCUCAUACUCACCUUGUGCUAGAAAUCUAAAAGUUAAAAUUGGAGAUGGCUCACUCUCAUCUGUUGCAGGCAAAGAGAGUAUCCAAAUUUCUGACUCUAUAACACUAGAAUCUGUUCUUCAUGUCCCUAAUUUAUCAUGCAAUUUGUUAUCUAUUAGCCAGUUGACAAAAAACUCCAAUUGUUCAGCUAAAUUUCUUCCCUCUCAUUGUGUCUUUCAGGACCUAUCAUCGGGGAAGACGAUUGGCAGUGCUAAGGAGUCAGAGGGGCUCUACUACUUUGAGGAGGCUAUUAUGAGCGAGCAAAGUCAAAUUGUUAUUUGUGAUUCUGCAUCUAUUCCUAAGCAUAGUGAACUUUUGUUAUAGCAUUCUAGAAUGGGUCAUCCUAAUUUUCAGUAUUUGAGACUCUUAUUUCCUUCCAUUUGUUCGAAUAAAACGUCUCUUGAUUUUCAAUGUGAAAUUUGUGAACUUGCUAAACAUCAGCGUACUUCUUUCUCAAAAUCCAAAUACAAACCAUCCAAACCGUUAACUAUGAUUCACAGCGAUUUAUGGGGACCUUCCCGUACUCUUAAUCGUUCCCAUACAAGAUGGUUUGUUACUUUUAUUGAUGAUUAUACUCGUAUUUGUUGGGUUUACCUGUUGAAAGACAAAACUGAAGUUCGUUCUGUAUUUAUCAAUUUUCAUUCCAUGAUUCAAACACAGUUCCAAACAAAAAUUCAAAUUCUUCGUACUGAUAAUGGCACAAAAUAUUUCAAUAGUAUCUUGGAAAAUUAUUUUCAAUAGCAUGGGAUAAUUCAUCAAAGUUCAUGUGUUGACACCCCCCAACAAAAUGGGUUUGCCAAACGAAAAAAUAGACAUAUUCUUAAAGUUGCUCAUGCGUUGAUAUUCACUACAAACAUGCCAAAAAUAUUUUGGAGAGAUGUCAUCUUAACAGCUAUAUAUCUCAUUAAUAGAAUGCCUAGUCGUGUCCUUUCAUUUACAACACCUCUAAAAAAAUUCCAGGAAUUUUUUCCUACCUCUCGUCUUAGCUAAAGUCUAUCUCUCAAAGUGUUUGCUUGUACAGCCUUUGUCCAUGUUCAUGAUCACCAUCGGAAUAAACUGGACCUUAGAGCUCUUAAGUGUGUUUUUAUUAGCUA